AUGGGUGUUGUAUCCUCAAAAUUUCCAUUUAGAUCAAAAAAGAAUGUAAAGAUUUUAAUGUUGGGUUUAGAUGGAGCUGGAAAAACAACAUUAUUAUAUAGAUUAUUAUUAAAUGAAGUAGUAUCAACAAUAAGUACACUUGGAUAUAAUGUUGAAACACUGCAUCAUAAAAAUUUAAAUUUGACAGUCUGGGAUUUGGCUGGUCAAGAUUCGAUUCGUGGUUUGUGGAAACAAAUGAAAUUUUAUUAUAAAUGCAAUGCUAUUAUUUUCGUUGUCGAUAGUAGUGAUCGAUCAAGAAUAAAUGAAGCUGCCAAUGAACUCUCAAGACUGCUGAGCGAAGAGGAGUUAAAGAGUUGUCCUCUCCUAGUGUUUGGAACCAAACAGGAUUGUGAUUCACCAAUGGAUGUACCAGAGCUGACAGAUUCACUGGGUCUCCACGAUGUAAAAGAUAGAAAAUGGUAUAUUCAACCUACAAUGACUUUCGAAGGAAUAGGUAUCUACGAAGGACUCGAUUGGUUGGCUAAUUCCAUACAAACAGAGAGAAAAACCCUAAAAGAACAAAAUAAUCAACAUUCAAUUAAACAUAAAUUUUUAAAUACAAUCAAUAACAAUCAAACAAAUAAUAACAAACAAACGGUAUCAACAUAA
Molecule: messenger RNA, 648 nt
Organism: Heterostelium album PN500
Lineage: Eukaryota; Evosea; Eumycetozoa; Acytosteliales; Acytosteliaceae
Gene: arrD
Product: ADP-ribosylation factor-related protein
Exons: 2
Coding region: 1-648 (215 amino acids)
Biological process (GO): vesicle-mediated transport; intracellular protein transport
Cellular component (GO): cytoplasm
Molecular function (GO): GTPase activity; GTP binding
Source: RefSeq, a predicted model, not a curated record